Pseudogymnoascus verrucosus is the source of this 2823-nucleotide messenger RNA. Its product is annotated as putative NRPS-like protein biosynthetic cluster. The transcript has 3 exons. The record is from RefSeq and is a predicted model, not a curated record. Gene Ontology annotation, biological process: biosynthetic process; secondary metabolic process. Lineage: Eukaryota; Fungi; Ascomycota; Leotiomycetes; Thelebolales; Thelebolaceae. Gene Ontology annotation, molecular function: CoA-ligase activity. The coding region runs from base 1 to 2823 and encodes 940 amino acids.
AUGUCGGCUGGAAACUUGCUCGAUCUCCUGGUUCGGGCUGCCCAAAAUGGCCCAGAAAGGGGCAUUAUGGUAUAUGACACCGCCGAAAACGAACAUAACCCGUCGUUCAUGACCUACGAGGCUCUCUUAUCCCUGGCCAAACAGAUGUCGAUGAACCUAAGGCAGCUGGCCGACGUGGAGGGUAAAGUGGUGUUGAUGUACUUCUCGGACCAUCUGGACAAUAUUAAAUGGUUUUGGGCCAUUAUCGCUGCUGGGGCUGUGCCAUGUAUCUGUCCUCCUCUUUCUAACGAUUCGGUAAUUCGAUUGGAUAGCGUUACGCAUUUGAGAAAGCUCUUAAAUGAGCCACUUAUUAUCACGUCCAAGGCUCUGGCUGCAGAGUUUAAGGGCCUGCAUUGCCCUUUGGUAUUGUCAACGAGCGAUAUUGAAUAUACGGAAUUCGUAUUCCAAUAUAAAGAGGCGACUAUAAAGAAUCCGGACCUGGCUGUUCUCAUGUUGACAUCUGGGAGCACCGGCAGCUCCAAAGCAGUCUGUUUAAAAUAUGGGCAGAUCCUAGCGUCGGUGAGAGCGAAAAGCGUACAGCAUGACACUAGUCGGAGGGAUAUCUUUCUUAACUGGGUUGGGAUUGACCACGUUGCGAACCUCACUGACAACCAUCUUCAUGCCGUCAGCUUGGCUGCGCAGCAGUUCCACGUCAAUGGGCCGGCGCUUCUUGCCCACCCAUUACGCUUUCUUGAAUGUAUCAGUAAUAACAAGAUCACAAUUACCUUUGCGCCCAACUUCUUCCUCGCGCUCUUGGUUCGCAACUUUGAAGCUGCCAAUCAGUUGACGAACGGGCAUCGAACCGAGAAGUCGACUCCGGAUUUUGAUCUUUCCUCUCUACGUGCAGUGCUUUCCGGUGGCGAGUCCAACGUUGUCGAUACAUGCGAUAAACUGACCCGGCUUUUAUCGCAAUACGGUGCUCCCAUAAAUCUCAUCAGGCCCGGCUUCGGAAUGACAGAGACUUGUGCAGGCUGCAUUCAUAACGUCGUCGAUUGUCCGCAGUACGACAUCGAACAUGGUGUCGAGUUUUGUGCGCUUGGUGAGGCGAACCAAGCAACCAAUAUGAGAAUCACCCUUCAGGACGGAACCAAUGCGAGCGUAAACGAGAUCGGAUCACUCGAGGUGUCCGGUCCGUCUAUAUUCAGUGGUUAUUACAACGAUGUGAAGGCCACAAAGGAAGCAUUCACACCUGAUGGGUGGUUUAAGACUGGAGAUUUAGGAUUGCUUGAUUCCAAUCGAAGAUUGAGACUGACAGGCCGCGAGAAGGACAGCGUCAUUAUUAAUGGUGUCAACUACUCAUCCGAGAGCAUAGAAUGCGCCAUCGAAAAGGCGGCCAUCCCGGGCAUCACCCCUUCCUAUACAGUUGUCACCGCCUAUCGCCCGGUUAACUCACCCACAGAGUCCCUGUGCAUUGCAUACCUCGCUGCAUAUUCAAGUGACGACAAGCAAACUCGACUGAGUACUGCCGCUGCUAUUUCAAGGGCCGUCAUCAGAUACUGCGGAGCCCGGCCAUUCAAAAUCGUUGCAUUGCCGAAAUCAUUGCUGCAAAAGUCGUCACUCGGAAAACUAUCUCGUUCGAAAAUCCAACGAGCAUUUGAGGACGGUACUUCUCUCGAAUAUGAGACCAAGGAUAGCACAACUAUGGAAACUUCUAGGAGCGACAUUGUUAAAGCCUUUUCUGGAACAGCCACCCAAAAAAUAAUUCUAGAGGUAUUCUACAAACUCCUUACGCUGGAUUCCGGUCAUCUGGGGGUGGACAUCCACAUCGACAGUGAUAUGUUUGAGCUAGGACUCUCUUCCAUCGAUAUGCUGAAGCUUAAGGUAUACCUCCAAAAGUCAUUCAACAUACAGGAUAUCCCAAUAACAAUAUUCUUCUCGAAUCCUCUUCUUGGUCAACUCAGCCAGGCUAUAGACAAUUUGAAGAAAGGAGACAAAAUCACUGUCCUACAGCCUCAUGGGGAGAGCGACUAUGACCCGAUCACCGUCCUACAGCGUCGGGGGACUAAGACGCCCCUGUUUUUAAUCCACCCAGGCAUGGGUGACGUUUUGGUCUUUAUGAAUCUUGCUCGACUAUUUGACGAUCGGCCACUGUACGCACUGCGCGCCCGAGGAUUCGACGGCGAAAAGUACUUUUCUUCCCUUGGCGAAAUAAUAACACUCUACCACAACGCCAUUAAGCGGGUCCAGCCUAAAGGGCCGUAUGCACUUGGAGGUUAUGCAAUAGGCGCCAACAUUGUAUUUGAGGUUGCAAAGGUUAUGGAGAGGAACGGGGACAAUGUGAAAUUUCUCACAGUCAUCGAUCAUGGCCCCCGUCUCAAGGGAUGGGCACGAACUAACGAUUGGUACGACUCUGUGGUGGCUAUUUCAUUCUUCUUGGGUUUCGUCAACAAAAAAUUUGUAAGGGCUGUUUCUAAUUUACGUGAGAAGUCACAUGAGGAGGCUCUGGAUUGUAUCUUCUCUCUUGCGCACCCCGCCCGGCCAGAUGAAGUUGGGACGACUCGGGAACGCCUAGAUAACUGGGCAAAGCUGGUUGAUAACCUUGUGGCACUUUUCCGGGAUUAUGAUCCCGAAGGAUCCGUCGAGAACAUGGAUGUGAUUGUUCAGGACCCUUUACAGGCGAGUGAAUGGAGCACGCCUCCAGUGAGAUUAUUUCAAUGGAGAGAAUUCGGGAAAAACACCCGGAUCCAUGAGGUUACAGGCUCACAUGAAACUAUGAUAGAGCCACCUCAUGUACAUGGGUUGAAGAGACUACUGGAAAGGUUGAUGGAGGAGCGUGGUUUGUAG